Belonocnema kinseyi is the source of this 1591-nucleotide messenger RNA. Its product is annotated as annulin-like. Gene Ontology annotation, molecular function: protein-glutamine gamma-glutamyltransferase activity. The record is from RefSeq and is a predicted model, not a curated record. The coding region runs from base 163 to 1038 and encodes 291 amino acids. Gene Ontology annotation, biological process: peptide cross-linking. The transcript is spliced from 4 exons. NCBI's taxonomy places the organism in Eukaryota, Metazoa, Arthropoda, Insecta, Hymenoptera, Cynipidae.
UAAUAUAGCACAUGGGGUAACGUGCCACAUGAGGUAAUAAUAAGUCUAAGUUUUUGGUUAGAGCAGUGUAUAUAACACACUUGGCAAUGUAGCAUAUGGUUCAAUAUAUGACAUAGGAUAAUGUGGCACAUAGAUGAAAAAGUCUUUCUUAAUUUUUAAAUAAUGAAAAAUAUAUCUCUAAAAGUUUCAAUAUUUUCUAGGGUUGGACAAUUAAUUAGUACUAAGGCAGUUGGACGGUGGGAACGAGAAGAUAUAACCCACACUUAUAAAUAUCCUGAAAAGUCUGAAGAAGAGAGAGCAACCAUGCUGAAGGCGUUGCGCCAAAGCGAAUCCUUAUUUAGUCGUUAUUAUCUCAAUGAAGAAUUUAACGACAUAAUGUUUAAUUUUGAAUUACGAGACGAUAUCGUCAUUGGAGAACCAUUCAGCGUCGAAUUGAGAAUGAAGAAUUUCAGUCAUGUCGAGGAAUAUCGAGUUACUGUAAUUUUGAGAGUGGAGACUGUUACCUAUACAGGAAAAGUAGGUAGUGAUGUGAAGAGAUUGGAUACCGAAGUAUUAGUCAAGCCCAGAGAUGUGGAGGAUGUUCGAUUGAGUGUUUCAUGGGAGGAAUAUUCACCAAGAUUAUUGGACCAAUCUGCCUUUAAUAUUGCUUGUCUUGCUACAGUUCAUGAGACCAAUUUUGAAUAUUUUGCUCAGGAUGAUUUCAGAGUCAGGAAACCAGAUAUCAAAAUUCAGUUGGACGAAGAAGCAAGAAUAGGAGAAGAACUUCACGUAAUGGCCGAAUUCUACAAUCCUUUACCAAUUCCUCUCAAGAAAGGAACUUUUAUCGUCGAGGGUCCUGGAUUAUCCGAGCAAUUAAAAUUGAAACUUUCCGAAAAUGUUGAGGUCGGUGAAUCGGCAAAAUGUUCAUUUUCGUUGACUCCUGAAUUGUUAGGAAAAGCCACAAUUGCCAUAAAAUUUUUUUCAAAAGAAUUAGAUGACGUCGAUGGUUUUAAAGAAUUUAUGACUAAGCCCAGAAAGUACACGAGUAAUGGUAACUAGGGAAUUAAAAAAGAUUUUUAAAUUCAUUUUAGUAUUAGGCGAAAGUAUUUCAAAAUCUAUACACUGAACUCCCGAUAUAAGAACGGUGUCAGCAAUGGCUUGAAGUGGCCUUGAUCCUAAAUCAAGGGAGUCCAAACGUAAAAAAGCAGGGUCGCAUGAAUAAUUUCUGUUGGAUUUGGACGCAUGAUGCAAUCUGAUGUGUCUCAUCACCAAAAUGCGGAGGCCCUCAAUUCAAAGAAUGUCGUAAACCGGGGUCUUUUAUAUCGGGAGUUUAGUGUAUUUCUAUUAUUAUUGUAACAACUGUGUUGGUGCCAAUUUAGAUUUCUCUGUGUGCCAGUUUAAAUGUUGAGCGUAAAAGUAUUUUUUCUAUUAAAAAGAAAAGUUUAUUUAAUAUUGCAAUGAGAUUGUCUGCGUCGUUAUGAAGCCAAAGUUUUUGAUAUUGAUAGAAAAUACGUAGUUGUUAGUUAUCGAAAAUUAUAUUUUAUUAUAGAGGUUUAUCACUUGAAGUAUUGUCUUACUUCAGUAUUUUAUUUUUGAGAGAAGAAAGUAUUUU